Messenger RNA from Momordica charantia (bitter melon), 732 nucleotides. Its product is annotated as Bifunctional inhibitor/lipid-transfer protein/seed storage 2S albumin superfamily protein. The record is from RefSeq and is a predicted model, not a curated record. Gene Ontology annotation, molecular function: lipid binding. Gene Ontology annotation, biological process: lipid transport. Lineage: Eukaryota; Viridiplantae; Streptophyta; Magnoliopsida; Cucurbitales; Cucurbitaceae.
UGUUUUUGUUUGAUGACCCACCCCCAGGCCCCAUGCUUUUAUAUGUAUGUAUAUUCAAUAUUGGCUGAACACACAGCAGCUUCAAAAUGAAGCCUCGGACGGCGGCGAUCGCAAUCGCAACCGCAAUGCUACUGCUGGUGUUUGAAGGAUACGCUCAAGAACAAGACACACGGUGCGUGAACAGGUUAAUUCCCUGCUUAAGUUACCUCAACGGAACCCGAGACCCGCCGGAGAGUUGUUGUGAUCCUCUGAGACGGGUGAUCGAGUCGAAUCCAGAUUGCCUUUGCAGUUUAAUUAGCAUGGAGGGAAGCAAUCGAGCGGAGCAGGCUGGCAUUGAUGUCAACGAGGCUCAACAGCUGCCUGGCAGAUGUGGGCAACAUGUCAAUCCACUCUCCUGCCUUUCAGCCUCUAGCGAUGGAGUUUCCAACUUUGCAGCUCUGGCCACUCUGCAACUUAGCAUCAUGCUCAUCAUUUGUACCAUUUUUCAAAUUCUUUGGGCAUCUAAUUCACCACUCAAUAUCUCUAUCUAGCGCCCCUUCACAUACGUCAAUCUCUCUCUCUCCAUUUUAGAGAAUAUAAUGUAACCUCCUAUGUUUCAAAGGGUGAAGAGAAAAUUAUACUUUUGUGAUGUUGGGAUGUUUCAAAAUACAAGGGUAUGAUGGUGAUUUAAACCUCCGACCUUCUAAUCGAAAAUAUAUGUUUUUCAAGUUGGGUGUGAGAUUUAGAUGUGUA